AUGUGCAGGGGCCAGUAUCUGGAGCACCAUCACUUUUACCAUCAACUGUGUCCUCGAUGUGCAGAACACAACUGGGAGAAGCGGCACCAGACCGCAGACAUGCGAGGCAUGAUUUGCGUGGUCACUGGUGGACGCGUCCGCAUUGGUUUUCAAAUAGUUUUGAAAUUACUUCGAGCCGGAGCAUUUGUGCUGACAACAACGCGGUAUCCGUGUGAUUGUGCUCUUCGGUAUUCCAAAGAGCCUGAUUAUCAUGAAUGGCGCGAGCGGUUGGAGGUAUGUGGGCCGCUCGAACUCUGCGAUAUGCGGCUUGUCGAGCGCUUUUGCCAGCAGCUCCUGCGACGAUUUCCACGCAUUCACGUUCUUAUCAACAACGCAGCGCAAACAUUGACUCGGCGGGAUGGAUGGAAUGCUCGUAUGGCCGAGCUGGAAGGCAGAGCUGCUGCGAGCAUCAAUGGCCUAGCAGCGAUUCGCCAACCUGCGCAGCUCAGCGAGAUGGCUUUGCCUUGCCCUCCUGGAGAGCGAUUGGAUGUUGUCCCAAUUCCAGAUGCUAAUGUCAUGUGGACAGAGGCUGCAGCUUUGGAGGAUUUCCCGAAAGGGCGGCUUGAUGACUCCAGACAGCCACUAGAUCUCUCGGCCCAGAACAGCUGGUCCAGACGUUUGGAGGAGGUUGACACCCUGGAGCUUCUGCAGACGCUGGCGGCAAACACUGCUGCCCCGUUCAUUCUCUGUAGCAAGCUUGCAACAGCAUUGGCUCCAAAAGAGGAGUCUGAACCGUAUGGUCACAUUGUCAACGUGAGUGCUUUGGAGGGCAAAUUUUCCGUGAAGAACAAAAGCUCCGGUCACCCGCAUACAAAUAUGGCAAAGGCGGCGCUUAACAUGAUGACACACACAGCCUGCAAGGACAUGUAUCGUCGCCGGAUUUUGAUGAACUGCGUGGACACGGGCUGGGUGACGGACAUGGCACCCGGUGGUGUGGGUGCUGUUGCUGCCAGCCACGAGACCUGGGUCGGUCCGCCUCUAGACGAAGAGGAUGGGGCAGCUCGAGUUCUCGAUCCUGUCUUCAGCCACCUUUUGGACGAGACAUGGCUUCUGCGCGGAAAAUUCUUCAAGCGCCUUGGAAGCGGACAGUCUCACUCUGCAACAUCAUGA
This is a messenger RNA of Symbiodinium pilosum, 1149 nucleotides long. NCBI's taxonomy places the organism in Eukaryota, Dinophyceae, Suessiales, Symbiodiniaceae. The record is from the annotation of a GenBank genome assembly.